Messenger RNA from Lottia gigantea (owl limpet), 714 nucleotides. RefSeq lists its product as hypothetical. The transcript is spliced from 3 exons. The annotation marks the transcript as partial. Lineage: Eukaryota; Metazoa; Mollusca; Gastropoda; Lottiidae. The record is from RefSeq and is a predicted model, not a curated record.
CCCGAAUUUCUGAGAAAUCUGAAAUCUGUGGACGUAGUCGAGAACUCGUCAUUUGCCUUCGAAUGUCACGUUCAAGGUAUCCCAUCACCCACUGUAUCGUGGUAUAAAGACGAACUCAAUAUUGACAACUCUCCCGAUUUUGUCAUCACAAAAAUAAACGGAUCUUGCUGUCUAAAGAUCCGUCAAGUCAAACAACAUCAUUCAGCUCGUUAUACUUGCCGAGCGAUCAACCCAGGAGGGGAAGCUGCAUCUUCAGCCAGGAUGAACGUUCUACAGCUGACUGCUCCUAAAUUCUCCCAACUUCUUAAAGACAUGCAGGUGAAAUCUGGACAACGAGUCUGUUUACAGUGUCGUGUUACCGGACAUCCUCUACCAGAAGUUAGAUGGUUCCGUGAAGAACGACAAUUGGAGAGUUCUCCAGACUUCCAGAUCACAGCAUUUGCUGAUGUACAUUCUCUCACAAUACCUGAAGCUUUUGAAGAAGAUACUGGCGUCUAUUCCGUCAGAGCUGUCAACGUGGCUGGUGAAGCUAAGUGUCAAGCCAAACUGAGCGUUAAAUCACCCCCAGAACAACCCGUGAUUAAACGCCAAGUGAAGAUGUUGCCCCCAGAAUUUAAAACAUUGUUCACUGAUAGAGCUGUAGCAGAAGGACAACCUGUUACAUUUGAGUGUACCAUAACUGGUAGUCCAAGACCAAAGGUAAGACUUGAUUAA